AUGGUUUGGUACCUAGGGCGAGCUGGCGCGUGUGUAGACCGCGCCGGCGGCCCUGGGAAGUACGACUCCGCGUCGACGUCCAACAGCGUCUCCUACGCAUUUGCGAAUCACGCAACUUGCCGCCGGUCCUGCGACGUCGACGCUUUCUGCGUCGGCUACAGCUUUUACGCUCCGCUCGUCGGAGAGAAGCUCGGCGGGACGGUGGCGCCCGUCCUCAAGGAGCUGGAAACGGAGCUGGGCGCGCUGCUCCCUGAGCGGUGGGCCCAGAAGGUCGCCGAACACGGGAGCGCGGCGGGCCGAGCCAUCCUCGCCAAUUCCCCGCUGGAGUUGGCGCUGGGAGUAGCCGGGUGGCUCUUCCUGGCGCUCUGCUUCUACCGCUGCUGCUGCCGGCGGCGCGAGCCGCCUCACAAGCGGCUCGUGGAGCCCGACGAGGAGGAGGCGCGGGGCGGCAUGCCAAGUCCGCGGCCGAAGCGCCGCUCCAAUGCCGAGCUGGCGGAGCAGGUGGCGGAGCUGAAGCUUGGGAUGAAGGAGGUGGGGGCGCUGGUGCUGCGCCUCGCCUUGUGGGCGCGGGCCGCGAGGUCUGAGCGGGAGAGGCUCGACGCUUGCCACAUACUAUGCGGGCCUCGCUAG
Molecule: messenger RNA, 630 nt
Organism: Emiliania huxleyi CCMP1516
Lineage: Eukaryota; Haptophyta; Isochrysidales; Noelaerhabdaceae
Exons: 4
Coding region: 1-630 (209 amino acids)
Source: RefSeq, a predicted model, not a curated record